CCUCCCCUCCAUCUUUCUCAGAUCUCGCACUUUCUCUCUCCAACUUUCUCUCUCUGCUCCGCGCUCCCUCCGCGCUGCAACAUCGCCGAUGGGGAAGCAACCGCGCGGCGGCGGCGGCGGCGGCGGCGGCAAGAAGCCGGCCGACAACGUCGGCAAGGGCAAGGUCACGCCGGUCCAGAUCGCCUUCAUCGUCGACCGCUACCUCCACGACAGCGGCUACAAGCAGAGCCGCUCCGCCUUCCGCGCCGAGGCCUCCUCCCUCCUCGCCAAGUCCCCUCUCCACGAGGCGCCGAAGGGGUUGCUGACGUUGGAUGCGAUGCUGAACGAGUACAUCAGCUUGAAGGAGCAGAAGGUGGCGGUGGACCAGGAGAGGGUCCAGUUGGAGCAGGAGCGAUGGAGGAUCCAGGCGCUGCUGCAGGGUAUGCAGGACGCUAUGAGCACUUACAACGCCAGUGCCGGUUGUGGCAGUCCGCCCACGCCGGCAAUCCCAGCUCCUCCUGUCGCCAAUUUGGCGGUUGCUCAUCCUCCGUCUAACCCGAGUAGCGGGUCACCCGCAGGUUGUCCUGCGUACAAUACGCCCUCCCCUGUGCCACCAUCCAUGUCCUCGAAGGUCGGUUUAAAUCCGGAGAAGUGCUCUCUGCCUUCAGGAGGUCAACCAUAUUCAGGCAAAAGGAAGGGCCCAAACACUUCAGCGGAAGCUACUUCAUUGGCAAAGAAAACUCGCACUCUUUCAUCCUCAAGCAGGUCGCUUGACAAAUCUGCAGGUAUAAUUAGACAGUCAAUUGAAGGCAGCACUAAUCAAGGAAAUGCUAACCUUUCCGGGUCAGUGCAGAGCUUAACCCAGAAAAGUGUGAUCAGUGGUUCAUUGGUUCAAGGGUCCAGUAUUGUUAAGAGGUUGUUCAAUCAGCCUUUGCCGUGUACUCCAAAAAAAUCAUCUGGUCCGAAAACGCCACCACAAGGGAUUUCGUCUGUGACUGACAAAUCUGCAUCCUCGGUAGAAGUGUCUUCAAAUGCGGGCUGCAGUAACAAUACUACACCUCAAGAGGCCACCCCAACUCGCUGCACUGUGGUUUCCUACGAAAGAGUUACAGUGAGCCCUUAUAAGCAAGGUGGCCUUUACACGAUCGAGAGGAGCCACUGUGUUUCUUCUACCUCACCAGCCAAGACAGAUUUGAAGAGACUUCAUAGAAGGGAACAUGUUAAGGGAAGAUUGGAUUUUGAUAAUCCUGAUGUGUCAACUAGCUUGGGCAAAGAGCAGGCUGACAAUCCUUUGACAUCUCAAUCUCAAAGUGACGUUGACAUUUUUGACAUAGAUUUUCCCAACUUAGAAGCAUUCGGAGUUUCAUUUUCUGAAUUUUUAGUUGAUUUUGAUUUUGACUACGACGGGAUGACUACUUCUAGCCAGCCAACAUCAGAUGCUUCUCCAGUAACAAUCUCAGAGUCUUCUCCUGAAUCAAGAGGUAACAAUUUGGGGGCUCAUCAGUGUCUGUCAGAGUCUCCAGGAACAGUUACAGAAAUUCUUUCAGAAAAUGACAUGAAUCUCUCAGGCCUAAAUGGAACAAUGGAAUUUGUGACAAAGCAUCCAGAGCCCAGCAGAGGAUCUGAGAACUUGGACCAGGAGAAUUACGCAUCAGAGAAUUGAUUUCCUCUAAGGAAACUUUACUUGAAGCAGAUACGUCGCAAUGACAACGCUAACGGCAAAGUGAUCUGAAUCUACUCAGACAAGCCAGUCUAGCCCUGUUUGUAGUGUCUAAUGUUAGAGCACUGACUUAAUUUGGUGCAUAUAUACUAAACCUCUGAUUAUUUUCCUUCAAAAUCUCAAUGGAAUGGCGAUACAGUACGCUUUGUAUGCAGUUGUUAAGUGUACUUCAAAGUCUUCUUUAACCAUACAUUACCUUUUCAGCCAAUCUCCACAGCUGCUUGUA
Messenger RNA from Syzygium oleosum, 1925 nucleotides. RefSeq lists its product as uncharacterized. The record is from RefSeq and is a predicted model, not a curated record. NCBI's taxonomy places the organism in Eukaryota, Viridiplantae, Streptophyta, Magnoliopsida, Myrtales, Myrtaceae. Bases 89 to 1642 code for a protein of 517 amino acids. The transcript has 7 exons.